ACAGGUGAAGCUGAUUGACUACAUCCGCAGACAACGGCAGUGUAAGCUGAGCGUGCCCCUCCACGACAGAACAGCAGAGCUCAACAGCUACCCACGAUUCAACGACUGGUUAGACAUUGUCAAUGUGAGGAAAGAAGUCGUGCAGCGAAUACCAGAGGAGCUAACCUUAGAUGCCUUACUAGAAAUGAAUGAGUCCAAGGUGAAAGAAACGAUGAAGAGAUGUGGUGCCAGAGAUGAGGAGUGCUCCAGGCUCAAUGGGGCACUGAGCUGCUUACGGAAGGUGACGGAAUCAGGUGGGGAGUUAAAAGAUGAUGUGCUGAUGAAUCUUUCUGAGGCACGGCGAGAGAACAGCUCUGCAAACAUGACCGAAUCCCCCUGCUCCUCUGUGCCCACAUGGACUCCCUCUGCACUGCACCUCCCCAAGGGCAACAGCCAGCAGGCACGUUCUGUGUCGGUAUCUACAAUCCCGUCUUCAGACUCUCUUGCCUCGAGUCACGGACCUUCUAUCUAUGCAGAAAACCUCCUGGACCCUUUUGCGUUCCCCGCACACAGCGGAAGGUUGACGCCAAGGACUCCUCACAGCAUCACCAUCACUCCACCAACCACUCCUCAAGCCAAGAGACGACAUAAAUUGAAGCCACCACGGACUCCUCCUCCCCCUUGCCGCAAGGUCUUUCAGCUGCUGCCUAACUUUCCAACCCUCACAAGGAGCAAGUCCCAUGAAUCACAGUUGGGAAACAGGAUAGAUGAAGUUCCUCCGAUAAAGUUCGAACUCUCCCAAGGAUCCCCUCAAACGGUACGAAGAGACUUCGGCUUAGCCGUCACACACAGGUUCUCUACAAAGUCUUGGUUAUCUCAGAUUUGCCAAGUCUGUCAGAAAAGCAUGAUGUUCGGGGUGAAGUGUAAGUACUGCAGAUUAAAAUGUCACAACAAAUGUACUAAAGAGGCACCUGCUUGUAGAAUAUCCUUCCUUCCCAUAACAAAAAUAAGAAGAACAGAGUCUGUCCCUUCCGAUAUCAAUAAUCCAGUAGACAGGCCAACAGAACCGCAAUUUGGAACUCUUCCCAAGGCACUAACUAAAAAGGAGCACCCACCAGCAAUAAAUCAUCUGGACUCUAGCAGUAAUCCUUCUUCUACAACCUCCUCCACACCAUCUUCUCCAGCACCUUUCCAGUCUUCCAACCCUCCCAGUGCAACACCUCCCCCAAAUCCAUCUCCUAUGGGCCAAAGGGAUGGACGAUUUAACUUCCCAGCUGCGUACUACAUUCAGCAUAGACAACAAUUUAUCUUCCCAGAAAUUCCCAAUCCUGCACAAAUAGCACAGCCUCCAGAAACAGCUGCCGACACUAAUGUUGAUCAACAGCCAGGCACGGAUGGAGUUGAAUGUGAAGCAGAGGUGGAAGAACCAGAGACGAAUAAAUCCGAACCUGAAGAUGAUGAGGAUGAGGUGGAAGAUUUGCCAAACAGACGGCCUCACUUGCAGGGGAUGAUUUAUCGCAAACCCAGCCAGACUAGCGUCUACCUGCAGGAAUGGGACAUUCCCUUUGAACAGAUUGAACUGGGGGAUCCUAUUGGCCAGGGACGGUGGGGGAAGGUUUACAAGGGCAAGUGGCAUGGGGAGGUGGCCAUCAGGCUGCUGGAGAUAGACGGGAACAAUCAGGAUCAUCUCAAGCUCUUUAAAAAGGAGGUGAUGAACUACAGACAGACCCGGCAUGAGAACGUGGUGCUUUUCAUGGGAGCGUGCAUGAACCCCCCUCACUUAGCAAUCAUUACCAGCUUCUGCAAAGGAAGAACGCUUCACUCGUUUGUAAGGGACCCCAAGAUAUCCCUGGAUAUUAACAAAACCAGGCAGAUAGCACAGGAGAUCAUUAAGGGCAUGGGGUAUCUUCACGCAAAGGGGAUUGUACAUAAGGAUCUGAAGUCCAAGAAUGUUUUCUAUGACAAUGGGAAAGUUGUGAUCACUGACUUUGGAUUAUUUGGAAUUUCGGGUGUGGUUCAGGAAGGAAGGAGGGAGAACGAACUGAAGCUGCCUCACGACUGGUUGUGCUACCUGGCCCCUGAAAUUGUUCGUGAGAUGGCCCCUGGGAAGGAUGAAGACAAACUGCCUUUCUCCAAAGCUGCGGAUAUCUAUGCCUUUGGGACUGUGUGGUAUGAGCUGCAAGCAAGAGAGUGGCCCUUCAAGAACCAGCCUGCAGAGGCGCUCAUCUGGCAGGUUGGCAGCGGGGAAGGAGUGAAACAAGUCCUUGCAACUGUCAGUUUGGGGAAGGAAGUCAACGAAAUUCUCUCAGCGUGCUGGUCCUUUGAUCUUGGUGAGAGACCUAGCUUCACUGUCCUCAUGGAUAUGCUUGAAAAACUGCCAAAAUUGAACCGUCGGCUCUCCCACCCGGGGCAUUUCUGGAAGUCUGCUGAGUGA
Messenger RNA from Leptosomus discolor (cuckoo roller), 2413 nucleotides. The record is from RefSeq and is a predicted model, not a curated record. NCBI's taxonomy places the organism in Eukaryota, Metazoa, Chordata, Aves, Leptosomiformes, Leptosomidae.